This is a messenger RNA of Capsella rubella, 891 nucleotides long. RefSeq lists its product as uncharacterized. NCBI's taxonomy places the organism in Eukaryota, Viridiplantae, Streptophyta, Magnoliopsida, Brassicales, Brassicaceae. The coding region runs from base 117 to 635 and encodes 172 amino acids. The record is from RefSeq and is a predicted model, not a curated record. The transcript has 2 exons.
UCUUCCUCGUCUUCGCAGCUGCAAACGACAGAGUUUUUUUCUGGCGAAGAGAGAGAGUCGCCGUUCACCGAUCCUCUCUUUGAUCUUCUCCUUCCAGGUUUUUCAAAAGCGGUGAUAUGGGCGACUUUUCGAUUCAGAUCAGCUCAAAGCUGAUCAAACAGCUAGCUGAAAGCAACGAUCAACCAAAGAGGAAGGCGAAGAAAACCAGACCCAAAGUCUCACCACAGAGAGAGGCAGAACAAGCGAAAACACACCAGGAUGCAGAGAAACCGAAGCCAAUGGCAGAAUUACCAAUGCAGCCACCGUUUUUCUUUCCGAUACCACAACAAGCAGCAGCAAGCGCGGAGUUGGAAUCGAUAAAGUCUGUUACGAAAGAGAGUGAGAUGGUUCUUGAGAAGCUGGAGAAACUAGAGAAGAACAUUGUUCAUGAAGUGACAGAGAGAGCCAAGGAUCUGAGGGAGAAAGAGUUCAAGAUCCCUGAACCUAAACCAAUGCCUUGUUCAUCGGACUACGAAGCGUCGAUGAAAUGCUACAAAGAGAACAUCGAUAACCCGCUGAAAUGUAGCGGUUUAGUUAGGACUUUCGAGGAAUGCGCCCGCCGGUUCAGACAGCAAGUGAAACCUGAGGAAAAGUAGAAAUAAUAAGAUUGAAAAAGACUUUUUGGAGAUGAAGAAAGGGAAGAGUUUUUCUUUUUUUUGCUUUCUGAGAUCGUAUGAAUGAUUCAGAAGAAUGAGAUUGUUUCCCUAUUACUGACUUGAAAGCAAAAAGAAAAAAGAAAAAAAAAAAGGAAAAAAAAAAAAGGAAAAAUAAUUAGAAUCUGUGAUUAUGUUCAUGAGAUCAAACUUGCGAAACUGUGUUAUUGAUUUACUAUUUUGGCUUAUUUGGUUUCUA